AUGGCAGGUAGAACUCACAAAGGAUCUGCUUCUGAAUCAGAAACACCAUCGCGCCAUCACAAUCGAGACAGAGACAGAGACAGAGACAGGGAUGGGCAUCAAAACGUGACCACAUCUUCCAGCAGAACAUCACAAAAGGCUAGAAAUCAGCAAGCUUUGCAACAACAACAAUCCUUUUUACAAAAACAUAUAAACUCAAAUGGACCGAAAGAUAGACCUAGAAUAGACCCGCUUGACUUUGAGAAAAUGGACGAGGCAACUUUGCUUAGAUACAAGGACCGUUACAAUAUCAAUCUCCCACGACCUGAAUCGUUGAACUCUGAUAUCUUGAAUAGUGAGAUUGGAAAGAAGACGAUAAGUAAAGGUGAGUUUGCCAAUCAAGUUAAAAACCAUUUUAUGGGGUUGCAGGCCAAAGAGAACGAUAUAAUCACGGGGUUCUUGUAUAAAGUAAAGCACCAGGAUAAGGAGUUUAAACUUACAUUCCAAUGA
This is a messenger RNA of Lodderomyces theae, 489 nucleotides long. RefSeq lists its product as uncharacterized. The transcript is spliced from 2 exons. The record is from RefSeq and is a predicted model, not a curated record. Gene Ontology annotation, cellular component: histone deacetylase complex. Bases 1 to 489 code for a protein of 162 amino acids. Lineage: Eukaryota; Fungi; Ascomycota; Pichiomycetes; Serinales; Debaryomycetaceae. Gene Ontology annotation, molecular function: protein binding; transcription coregulator activity. Gene Ontology annotation, biological process: regulation of DNA-templated transcription.